Lepus europaeus (European hare) is the source of this 3907-nucleotide messenger RNA. It is a transcript of the gene MYLK3, whose product is annotated as myosin light chain kinase 3. Gene Ontology annotation, cellular component: cytoplasm; nucleus. The transcript is spliced from 13 exons. The record is from RefSeq and is a predicted model, not a curated record. Gene Ontology annotation, biological process: intracellular signal transduction; protein phosphorylation; positive regulation of apoptotic process. The coding region runs from base 191 to 2632 and encodes 813 amino acids. Gene Ontology annotation, molecular function: protein serine/threonine kinase activity; ATP binding. NCBI's taxonomy places the organism in Eukaryota, Metazoa, Chordata, Mammalia, Lagomorpha, Leporidae.
AAAGGCACAGGGAGAACCCGGUCUCCUGGGCUCCCCAAACAAGCCCAGAGGUCCGUGUGUGUCGGUGCUGUGGGGCCAGGCCGCGAGCUACCUAGGACAAUGAGCUUCCAGACACUACGGCCUGUGUGAAAACCAGAAGCCCGGGGCUCCUCCAUUUCCUUGCCCUUGCCCUGGUCAAGCCUGCAUUAGGAUGUCAGGGGCCUCCCAGGAGAGUCUGGGGCCCCGGGAACUGCCGGUGUUGGGCAAGGCCUGCUUAACCACCAUGGACAGAAAGCUUAACAUGUUGAAUGAGAAGGUGGAUAAACUCUUGCAUUUCCAAGAAGACGUCACAGAGAAACUGCAGUGCGUAUGCCAAGGCAUGGGCCACCUGGAGCAAGGGCUGCACAGGCUGGAGGCCUCCCGGCUGCUGGGCCCAGUGGGGGCCGACAGUGCCCUUCCGGCUGACACGCAGGCUGGGUGGCCCGAGGUCCUGGAGGUGGUGAGGGCCGUGCAGCAGGAGGCCACCCAGCACGGCGCCAGGCUUGAAGCCCUCUUCAGGAUGGUGGUGGCUGUGGACAGGGCCAUCGCUUUGGUGGGGGCCACGUUCCAGAACUCGAAAGUGGUGGAUUUCAUCAUGCAAGGGAGCGUGCCUUGGAGGAAAGGUGGCAUGGCUGACUCCGAGGAGAGCAAAGAGCGAGUUGAAGAGAAGGGAGCAAAACCCAAGCAUGCGUUAAGCACCAGAGGUGUACAAGCCGACAUCAGGGGCCCCUGGGAAGAGAGCCAGAAGGCUGACCUGCCAGAGGGGACAGUGGAGAGAUUGCACCCCGUCAGCGCCUCAGGGAUGGGAGCUGGCUUCCUCACACAGGCGGGGGCCUCACCAGGGCAGGGAGAUGGAGUUCCUGGCUCAGGCCAGGUGCCCCCUGAUCACCUGCAGCUGCCCCCAGACACAGAAGCCAAAGCUCCCACGACAUCCAGCGAGAACCCCAGGACUGACCCGGAACUGGCUGUGGCACCCGACAGGAUCAGUGAAGUUCCUGCCAGCCAGGAGGCUGCUCCAAGUGCUGGGCGAGGAACAUCGCCCAGCAAACCUGGGCCACAGCCCUCAGAGGAGGCCAUGAAGCUGACUUCAGGGUCCAGGCCCCAGCCCUCAGGGCUCCCAGGGCUCCCAGCUGUGGUCAGGACAGCUCCCAGUGCUGGAGAAACAUCUCCAAGGAUCUCCAUCCACGUGCAAGAGAUGGAUACUCCUGGGGAGCUGCUGGUGACCCGAGGGGGCAGCCCCAGAUCCACACCCCCUGCAGAGGCUGCAGCGGCUGCCCCACUCGGGCCCAGGUGCUGCCCCCAAGACCCUGGGACUCAGUCAGGAGAACAGACCCCCAGAGGAGCCAGAGAGCUUCCCUCCCUGCAGGAGAGGAGCAGCGAUGGGGCUGCAAAAGCAGAGGAGGAGCAAGGGCCUGGGGCCGAGGCGGUCAUGGCGCCACACUCAGCCAGCAGGAACACAGGAGACAAUGCUGCUGGAGACCUGGGCCUGCUGCAGGACAAAGGCCCAGGAGCAGGACACCCUGAGCCCAGGAAGGACUGCACAGCUGGGGCCUCUGGGAGAGGCGAAGCAGAAGGGAGAACGCCCCCCGGUGCCGAGGCUGGCGGCGUGAUUCUGGAUGACAGUCCAGCCCCGCCUGCCCCUUUUGAACACCGGGUGGUGAGCGUUAAGGAGACGUCGAUCUCAGCGGGUUACACAGUGCGCCAGCAUGAAGUGUUGGGCGGGGGCCGAUUUGGCCAGGUCCACAGGUGCACAGAGAAGUCCACCGGCCUUUCACUGGCAGCCAAGAUCAUCAAAGUGAAGAGUGCCAAGGACCGGGAGGAUGUGAAGAAUGAAGUUAACAUCAUGAACCAGCUCAGCCACGUGAACCUGAUCCAGCUCUACGAUGCCUUCGAGGGCAAGCACAGCUGCACGCUGGUCAUGGAGUAUGUGGACGGAGGUGAACUCUUCGACCGGAUCACGGAUGAGAAGUACCACCUGACGGAGCUGGACGUGGUCUUAUUCACCAAGCAGAUCUGUGAGGGGGUGCAUUACCUCCACCAGCACUACAUCCUGCACCUGGACCUCAAGCCAGAGAACAUACUGUGUGUCAAUCAGACAGGACAUCAAAUUAAGAUCAUUGACUUUGGCCUGGCCAGAAGGUACAAGCCACGGGAAAAGCUGAAGGUGAACUUUGGUACUCCGGAAUUCCUGGCCCCAGAAGUUGUCAACUACGAGUUUGUCUCCUUCCCCACGGACAUGUGGAGCGUGGGCGUCAUCACCUACAUGCUACUCAGUGGCUUAUCCCCGUUUCUAGGGGAAACAGAUGCAGAGACCAUGAAUUUCAUUGUGAACUGCAGCUGGGAUUUUGACGCGGAGACCUUUGAAGGGCUGUCGGAAGAGGCCAAGGACUUUGUUUCCCGGCUGCUGGUCAAAGAGAAGAGCUGCAGGAUGAGUGCCACACAGUGCCUGAAACACGAGUGGCUCAAUCAUUUGCCUGCCAAAGCUUCCAAAUCCAAAGUUCGCCUCAAAUCCCAACUACUGCUGCAGAAGUACACGGCCCAGAGAAAAUGGAAGAAACAUUUCUACGUGGUGACUGCUGCCAACAGGCUAAGGAAAUUUCCAACGUGUCCCUAAUCUUCAACUCAGCUGCUCCAACAGGCCUAGAGAUUAUUGAGGGCAGUGGUGAAGUGAAGAGAUGACUUGGCAUAAUCGGGCCUAAAUAUUGAUUCCACUUGUUUUGUAAAACAGGUUAUGACUGUGGCCUUCAUUGCAGAUAGAAAGUGGCUGUAGGGAAUGCACGCUGAGGGCUUUGGUUCUGCCUUGUAAGAGCCCGAAGUUUGAAAUGCUGUGUUUAUUUACUUUCCAAGUACACCUAUUUUUGGUGAUAAGUAGGCAUGCUUUAGAUAGGUAGGAAAGUGGAGUUUAAAUUAUAAACUUACUGUGAUUAAAGAACUUAGCAGGCUUUUCUGCAGGGGCACGCUAUUCAGUAUUAUCUCUUCCAGUACAAGGAAGUCCUAGAAUUUCGAUUUGCUUAGGUGUGAACUGACAUUUGCUUGUAUUACCCUGCCAUAGUGUCAACCAUUGUGGAUUUAGAACAGUGAUCCUUGAACUUGUUUAACUUGGGCUCCCUUUUGAGAAUCAGCAUCAAUGUGCAUCCUCUAAUAUUGUUUCACAUUUCAAAAUAUAUCCACUCUAAAUGUGAACAAUUAGAAUUAAAGGAAAAUUUUAAACUCUAUAUGCACCUCCUGCCUCCAACCCAAUUCUUCACCAUGAUGACCACCCCCCUCCUCUCCCCUCCACCCCCGCCUUCUUGGUCACAAGCUUCUGGUCUUGCAUGUUGUUGGGUGUGGGCCCAAAUAAAAGUCAUGUCCACACUCUUAUCCAGCAAUUCCAGUUCCAUUUCUGGAUAUGUAUCCCUCAGUACUUGCACAAGUAUAGAGAUUUAUGCAAAAUGAUGUUUCCUAUAGCACUAUUGCUAAUGGCCCAACAGAAAUAAUCAACAUGUGCCUGUCAGCUUGGGCUUAGUUAAAUGAAUUUUGCUAUAUCCAUGUAGUAGAAUACCUUGCAGUGGUUAAAGAUAGAUCCAGAUGUACUGAAGGGCAUUUUUUCAUUAUCAAAAUGAUAGAACAUAUAUGUGGUAUCAUCCCAUCUGUGCAGAAACAUAUGCUUCCAUGUACAUUAAAAAUUCUAGGAUAUGCAGAAGAACAGUGGGGUAUAAAAAGUGGGUGACUGGGAGAGAGAGAAAACCACUUUUCACUUCAUAACUUUCUGAACCAUUUGAAUAUUUUGUUUCUUUUUUAAAUGAGCAUGUACUGCUUUUAUAAUUAAAAAUUAGCAACUCAAUGUCAAGUGUGGACUUUGUUUUGACCCUGAUUUGAGCAAACAAUAAAAAGAUAUUUUAGAAACUUA